Gadus chalcogrammus (walleye pollock) is the source of this 741-nucleotide messenger RNA. RefSeq names its product sperm microtubule associated protein 2 (gene spmap2). Gene Ontology annotation, biological process: spermatogenesis. Lineage: Eukaryota; Metazoa; Chordata; Actinopteri; Gadiformes; Gadidae. The coding region runs from base 1 to 741 and encodes 246 amino acids. The transcript is spliced from 6 exons. The record is from RefSeq and is a predicted model, not a curated record.
AUGGCAACCCGGCUAGAACAACUGGCUGUUCACAAAGCCAGCCUUCUCAGAUCUCCCGACCGGCGUUCUGUCUACUGGCUCGACGAGUUGGCACCAGUGAGGACUUCCACGACAACAUUUAGGCUGACAGCUCGCGGGGCUCAGCUAUGCAGAGGCAAACCGCUGUGGUCGACUCCGCACCCACUCAGGUCUCCCGUCUGGCGGGUGAGUGAAGGCGCCCUGAGGGCCUGUGCCUCCCAGCGUGUGUGUGCGCUGGCCCUGCCGCGCCCCCCUGCUGUGGGCUGGCUCCCGGACCGCCCGCCGCCCCCCCCUCUGUCCCAGCCAAGGCUGAGGCCGCGGGUGGAGGCCACGGACGGAGGCCCCAGGCUGAGGCCGCGGGUGGAGGCCACGGACGGAGGCCCCAGGCUGAGGCCACGGGUGGAGGCGGGUCAGGGGUUCAGGACCCCACCCAUCGCCCGCAAGACGCCCGCGGCCACGCCCCGCGUGGAGCAACUCGCUACCCCAAAGCGUACCCCCCCCGGGUACCUGUGUGGGCGUCCUUCCAGCUGGCCGGUGCCCGGGUCUGUGCGCCGUGCGGUGCCCAGCCUGAGGGUGCGAGAGCUGGCCAGCCCGAGGCAGAGAGAGGCUCUCUUCCAGGGCUACGACCCCUACGCCAUCAGCGCCGGCGCUCUGCUAGCUAAACCAUCGCCACGGCUACAAGAGCUGGCUCUCCCCCUGCCCAGGAAGUGCAGGAGCGAAUGA